AUGGUUACCCUAACAUCAUCUUCUUCAACUCCAAAGACAUCUUUUGAUUUCAUGAAGAACAACAACAAUCACAGUCUCUAUGUCCCUUUCUCUACUCCUUCUUCUUCUUCUAAUUUGCGAAGCAAGGAAGAAGCUCUAGUCACAACCAAGAAGCUCAUGGAACCCUGCAAAACCUUAAGCAUUACUAUCAAUCCGAAAGAAGACCUUGUCGAUGAGACGAAAAUGGUGAAGAAAGCUCCUGAAGAUCCAGAGAUUGGCGUCUUUGGAGCUGAGAAGUACUUCAACGGAGACAUGGAUUCAGACCAGAGUUCUAGUGUUCUGUCUCUUACAAACCCAGAAGUCGAGAAGUUCACUAUCGAUACGAAGCAGAGCGCGAGGAAGUCGUCUACUGGAACUCCGAGCGUCCGCUCUGAAUCAAGCUGGAAUAGUCAGAGCGUGUUGCUUCAGAACAAGCUGGUGAAUAGCUGCAACAACAGUUCCUUGCAGGACAAGAAGAACAAUAGUGGUCAGAUUCAAAAAUAG
Molecule: messenger RNA, 522 nt
Organism: Microthlaspi erraticum
Lineage: Eukaryota; Viridiplantae; Streptophyta; Magnoliopsida; Brassicales; Brassicaceae
Source: the annotation of a GenBank genome assembly